Molecule: messenger RNA, 5403 nt
Organism: Kwoniella shivajii
Lineage: Eukaryota; Fungi; Basidiomycota; Tremellomycetes; Tremellales; Cryptococcaceae
Product: 1,3-beta-glucan synthase component FKS1
Exons: 7
Coding region: 1-5403 (1800 amino acids)
Biological process (GO): (1->3)-beta-D-glucan biosynthetic process; fungal-type cell wall polysaccharide biosynthetic process
Cellular component (GO): plasma membrane; 1,3-beta-D-glucan synthase complex
Molecular function (GO): 1,3-beta-D-glucan synthase activity
Source: RefSeq, a predicted model, not a curated record
AUGUCAUAUAACCAACCUCCCCCUGGUCCCAAACAUCAACCCUCUUCCUAUUCCUCAGGCUCAUCGGACCCAUUUAAUGGUCAUUCACUGCCUUAUGACAACGCUCCUCCUCUUCCCACCAACGCCGGCGCUUAUGGCCAUGCCGAUGCUACGACGAACCCCGGUGCCGGUGUAGCUCCUCCCGGUCAAGCGGGUCAAUAUGCUCCUUACUUUGAUACCGAAGCUGAGAUGCGGGGACGGAUGGAAGGUGGUGGACGAGGAGCAGAGACUUGGGCCAGUGAUAGCGGUUACAAUGGCUACUACCAAUCAUCUGAAUACCACGGUCAACCCGGUUACGUACCUUCUCGAGCUUCUACCCCUACUUUCACCGAAGGAAGCAGAGAUGGGCAUCGACCCAGAGAGCCUUAUCCCGCAUGGACCCAAGAGGCAAAUAUCCCCUUGUCCAAGGAAGAGAUCGAAGAUGUCUUAAUCGACUUGGCGAAUAAAUUUGGUUUCCAGAAAGACUCCUCUCGAAACGUUUACGACUUCUUGAUGAUUCAAUUAGACUCGAGAGCAUCUCGAAUGUCACCUAAUCAAGCUCUUCUCACUCUUCAUGCUGACUAUAUCGGUGGUGAACAUGCCAAUUACAGAAAGUGGUACUUUGCGUCUCAACUCGAUCUGGACGAUGCCAUCGGUGCUGUCCAAAACCCUGGUCUCUCAAGAGUCCGAUCGGUAGCAAGAAGGGGUAAGGGCGCCAAAGGAAAGACCGCUCCAGCUACUGCUCAAGAGAAAUCACUUGAUUCCGCGACAAACCGAUGGAGAACAGCUAUGAACAACAUGUCUCAAUACGAUCGACUUCGACAAGUAGCGUUGUAUCUUUUAUGUUGGGGUGAAGCGGCUCAAGUCAGAUUCAUGCCAGAAUGUCUUUGCUUCAUCUUCAAAUGCGCCGAUGAUUACUACCGAUCACCUGAAUGUCAAAAUCGAGUCGAAGCUGUGCCCGAAGGUCUCUACCUUCGAGCUGUGGUCAAGCCUCUUUACAAGUUCUUAAGAGAUCAAGGCUAUGAAGUGGUAGAUGGUCGAUUUUUGAAACGAGAGAAUGAUCAUGACAAGACUAUCGGUUAUGACGACGUCAACCAACUCUUCUGGUACCCAGAAGGUGUCAGCAGAAUUGUCCUAACGGAUAAGACCCGUCUCGUCGACAUCCCCCCUGCUCAACGAUUUAUGAAAUUCGACAGGAUCGACUGGAACAAGGUUUUCUUCAAGACCUACCUCGAGAAGCGAUCCUUCUUCCAUCUCCUUGUCAACUUUAACCGAAUCUGGGUCCUUCAUAUUUCCGUCUUCUGGUUCUACACUGCUUACAACGCACCUUCAAUCUACUCUCAGAAGGGUUCAACAAAAGCCACCACUCCUAUGGCCUGGUCCGUCACUGCUUUAGGUGGUGCCGUUGCCUCAUUGAUUAUGAUCGCCGCUACUCUUGCUGAAUUCUCUUAUAUCCCUACUACCUGGAACAACACUUCUCACCUUACCCGACGACUGAUCUUCCUCCUUAUCAUCCUCGGUAUCACCGGUGCUCCCACUAUCUACAUCGCUUUCUGGAAUCAAACAGGUCGCAUAUCAUUGAUUCUUGGUAUCGUCCAAUUUUUCGUCGCUGUCGUUGCUACCGCCGCUUUCGCCACCUUGCCCUCUGGACGAAUGUUUGGUGAUCGAGUUGCAGGCAAGUCAAGAAAAUACCUAGCCAAUCAAACGUUCACCGCUUCUUACCCUAAACUAUCAAGGAACAGCCGAGCCGCUUCUUUUUUACUCUGGUUCUUGAUUUUCGGAUGUAAAUUCACUGAAUCAUACUUCUUCUUGACGUUGUCUUUCCGUGAUCCCAUCAAAGUAAUGGUUGGAAUGAAGGUGCAAAAUUGUCACGACAAAUACCUUGGUAGUGGAUUAUGUACAAAUCAACCCGCCUUCGCUUUAACGGUCAUGUUCGUCAUGGAUUUGACCCUCUUCUUCUUGGACACUUUCCUCUGGUAUGUUAUCUGGAACACCGUCUUCUCCAUCGCAAGAAGUUUCGCUAUUGGAAUGUCAAUCUGGACUCCCUGGGCCGAUAUUUUCGCUCGAUUGCCAAAGAGAAUAUACGCAAAAGUUCUCGCCACUGCUGAUAUGGAAGUGAAAUACAAGCCAAAGGUGCUCGUCUCACAAGUUUGGAACGCCGUCAUCAUUUCCAUGUACCGGGAACAUCUCUUAUCCAUCGAGCACGUGCAAAAACUACUCUAUCAUCAAGUUCAAUCCGACCAGCCUGGCAAACGAACUCUCCGAGCCCCUGCCUUCUUCAUCUCACAAGGUGACAAGGGUGUCAAAACGGAAUUCUUCCCUAAAGGAAGUGAAGCAGAACGACGAAUCUCUUUCUUUGCUCAAUCCCUUACGACUGCCAUUCCCGAACCUAUCCCAGUCGAAGCCAUGCCAACUUUCACCGUUCUUGUCCCUCAUUACUCUGAGAAAAUCUUGCUAUCCCUUCGAGAGAUCAUCCGUGAAGAAGACCAAAACACACGAGUCACCCUUCUGGAGUAUCUCAAACAGCUUCACCCAAUCGAAUGGGACAACUUUGUGCGAGACACCAAGAUUUUGGCGGAAGAAUCAAAUAUGUUCAACGGUACCAAUCCAUUUGGCGGUGACGAAAAAGCGGAAGCUAAAAAGGCAGAUGAUAUUCCUUUCUACACCAUUGGUUUCAAAUCAGCUGCUCCUGAGUACACCUUACGAACCCGAAUUUGGGCAUCUCUUCGUGCACAAACUCUUUACCGAACGGUCUCUGGUUUCAUGAAUUACUCCAAGGCUAUCAAAUUGCUCUACCGUGUGGAGAAUCCAGAAGUAGUACAACUCUUCGGCGGAAACACAGAUCAACUUGAACGUGAACUCGAACGAAUGGCUAGACGGAAGUUCAAAUUUGUCGUUUCAAUGCAAAGAUACUCCAAAUUCAACAAAGAAGAACACGAAAACGCUGAAUUCUUGCUCCGAGCUUAUCCCGAUUUACAAAUCGCUUAUCUCGAUGAGGAACCCCCUAGGAAAGACGGUGGUGAAUCUAGAAUCUUCUCAGCUCUCGUUGAUGGUCAUUCCGAAAUAUUACCCAACGGUAGAAGAAGGCCCAAGUUCAGGAUUGAAUUACCCGGUAACCCAAUUUUAGGAGAUGGUAAAUCCGAUAACCAAAAUCAUGCUAUCGUUUUCUACCGAGGGGAAUAUCUACAACUUAUCGAUGCGAACCAAGACAAUUAUUUGGAAGAAUGUUUGAAAAUCCGAAAUGUCCUUGGUGAAUUCGAAGAGUUCAGAGUUUCAAACCAAUCGCCUUAUGCUCCCAACGGUCAUCAACAAUUCGAGAAAUUCCCAGUAGCCAUUUUAGGUGCCAGAGAAUAUAUCUUCUCCGAAAAUAUUGGUAUUUUAGGUGAUAUUGCCGCUGGUAAAGAACAGACUUUCGGUACCCUCGCUGCGAGAUCCUUGUCGUUCAUCGGUGGUAAAUUACAUUAUGGUCAUCCUGAUUUCCUCAACGCUAUCUACAUGAAUACCCGAGGUGGUGUAUCCAAGGCACAAAAAGGAUUACACUUGAACGAAGAUAUUUAUGCCGGUAUGAUGGCUUUCGGCAGAGGUGGUAGAAUCAAGCAUUCAGAGUAUUAUCAAUGUGGUAAAGGAAGAGAUUUGGGUUUCGGUACUAUCCUCAAUUUCCAAACUAAGAUCGGUACUGGUAUGGGUGAACAAAUGUUAUCACGAGAGUACUACUAUCUAGGUACCCAACUACCCAUCGACAGAUUCUUAACCUUUUAUUACGGUCAUCCCGGUUUCCAUAUCAACAACAUCCUCGUCAUGUGUUCGGUACAAGUAUUCAUGCUCGCCCUUGUCUUCCUCGGAACAUUGAACAAGCAACUCGUUGUGUGUAAAUACAGCUCUGCUGGUGAUAUCUUACCCGGUCAAAGUGGAUGUUACAACCUUCAACCUGUGUUCAAGUGGAUCAAGCGAUGUAUUAUCUCCAUCUUCAUCGUCUUCUGGGUCGCUUUCGUUCCUCUCUUCGUGCAAGAACUUACCGAACGAGGCGCUGGACGAGCUAUCCUUCGACUUUGUAAACAUUUCUUAUCCCUCUCACCGGUAUUCGAAGUGUUCUCUACGCAAAUCUACAUGCACUCGAUCUUGAACAAUUUGACAUUUGGUGGAGCGAGAUAUAUCGCUACUGGACGAGGUUUCGCAACCACCAGAAUCUCAUUCAGUAUCCUUUACUCCCGAUUCGCUGGACCAUCCAUCUACCUCGGUCUUCGAACACUGAUUCUUCUUCUUUACAUCACUCUAUCCGUCUGGGUACCACAUUUGAUCUACUUCUGGAUUACUGUAGUCAGUUUAUGUGUCGCACCGUUCCUGUUCAACCCUCAUCAAUUCUCCUACUCUGAUUUCGUCAUCGACUACCGAGAGUUCCUUCGAUGGAUGUCCCGUGGUAACUCUCGAACUCACGCCAACUCCUGGGUUGGCUAUUGUCGAUUAUCGCGAACUCGAAUCACCGGUUUCAAGCGAAAGAGACUCGGUCUUCCUUCAGAGAAGCUAUCCUCCGACGUGCCAAGAGCUCCUUGGAAGGCUAUAGUCGUCGGCGAGAUCAUUGGACCUAUUUGUCUCGCUGCGCUCUUCGUGAUCUGUUAUCUUUUCGUAAAAUCGUUUACUGUGGAUGGGAAAACUCAACCUGGUCUAUUGAGAAUCGCCAUCAUUGCUCUCGGUCCUAUCGUCUUCAACAUGGCCUUAUUGAUAACUCUUUUCUUGAUCUCCGUCUUCCUUGGUCCUUGUCUCAACUCAUACACAAAUCAAUUUGGAGCUACUAUGGCUGCCAUCGCUCAUUUCGGUGCAGUUGUCGGUAUGGUCGCAUUCUUCGAGUUUUUAUGGUUCCUCGAGUUAUGGGACACUUCCCAUGCGGUAUUAGGUAUCAUCGCCGUUAUCUCUGUCCAACGAUGUAUCUUCAAGAUCCUCAUUGCUGUAUUCUUAUCAAGAGAAUUUAAACACGACGAGACAAACCGAGCUUGGUGGACAGGUGUAUGGUUUAAUAGAGGAUUAGGAUCGCACGCUUUGUCCCAACCCGCAAGAGAAUUUAUUGUUAAAACUAUCGAAAUGGGUCUUUACUCUGCCGACUUUAUCGCCUGUCACUUGUUGCUAUUCCUCUUGACCCCGCCCAUGUUAAUACCAUACUUUGAUCGAUUACAUGCUACCAUGUUGUUCUGGUUAGCUCCAAGUCAACAGAUCAGACCACCGAUCUACAGUUUCAGACAAAGAAGUCAAAGAAGGAAGAUUGUCUUUACAUAUUCAAUCGUCUACAUCCUUAUUCAAGCUAUCUUUGUCGCUUUGAUAGUGCUUCCUUUGUUGUUCAAAGGUGUCAUCGGACUUACCCCCGAUUCAGUGCCUUUCGGUGCCGUCAUUUAA